CUCACAGCAUCAGCAGAGCUAUGUGCAAGUGCAAAGAGGCCGCAAGACAUGACCGUCCGUCCUUGCGUGUUCGUGCAGGCCACGCGUUGCAGCUGCUGGAGGGAGAGCUCGGAGGCAAGGAGGGAGGAUGCAUGCCGAGCUCGGAUAAAAGUUUAG
Messenger RNA from Miscanthus lutarioriparius, 156 nucleotides. NCBI's taxonomy places the organism in Eukaryota, Viridiplantae, Streptophyta, Magnoliopsida, Poales, Poaceae. The record is from the annotation of a GenBank genome assembly.